This is a messenger RNA of Cyprinodon variegatus (sheepshead minnow), 1400 nucleotides long. It is a transcript of the gene dtnbp1b, whose product is annotated as dystrobrevin binding protein 1. The coding region runs from base 291 to 962 and encodes 223 amino acids. Gene Ontology annotation, cellular component: neuron projection; BLOC-1 complex; plasma membrane. The record is from RefSeq and is a predicted model, not a curated record. The transcript is spliced from 4 exons. Lineage: Eukaryota; Metazoa; Chordata; Actinopteri; Cyprinodontiformes; Cyprinodontidae. Gene Ontology annotation, biological process: platelet dense granule organization; negative regulation of protein kinase activity; regulation of synaptic vesicle exocytosis.
GUCGAUCCAUACAUGCACAUGUGUUAUCUUUCUGGGCUACCAGGAUUCUUGGAGAACGCCCAGCACUAGAGUUUGCACUGGUUGCUGUGAGCUGAUCCACGCGAGAAUGUGCGCGUGAGCAUUUUUAUACUUUGGAGCAUGUGCACUGACUGAAAGACACAGCAAGGAUGCGUGGUGGGCAUUAUCUGUCGUGAUCUGAGGAGUUUGUGGUGUACAAUACUUGUGCUGUCCAUCUUACCCUCCCUCCAGUUUGGCUGUCUGGCAAGGACUAACAACAGCAUCCCGCUGGGAUGUCCACCUCACCUGGUGCAAGAGAUGGAAACCAAAGGAGCUCUUUGGAGCUGGAUGCUGAGCACUCACAGAAAGUCCCUGGAGCCGAACAGGGAGGGGUGCCAACGCCCCAGGUGAAGCUGAAAGAGAGACAGAAGUUCUUUGAGGAGGCAUUUCAACAAGACAUGGAGCAGUACCUGUCUACGGGUUACCUGCAGAUCACUGAGAGGAGAGAGCCAAUAGGCAGCAUGUCAUCCAUGGAGGUGAACGUGGACAUGCUGGAGCAGAUGGAUCUGAUGGACAUGUCUGAUCAUGAGGCUUUGGAUGUGUUCCUGCACUCUGGGGGAGAGGACAACAGCGCCGCCUCACCCGUCACAGGUCCAGAUGUGGAGUCCUUUACAACCGAGAUCAGCCUACAGGUUCCCACUCAGGCCGAACUCCGACACAAGCUUUCGUCGCUGUCAUCCACCUGCACAGAUUCAGCCAGCCAGGACACUGAGGCCGGGGAGGAUGAUGAGGAGGAGGAGGAGGCAGAGCAGGGAGGAGGGGGUGUUGUAGGAGGAGGAAGGAGAAGAAAGGCCCCUGUAGUAGUGACCCUGGAUGAAGAGGAGGUCCAUGCAGACACUGCAUUAGUAGAGAGAGAGGAUGAUCAGAGCAAUCGAGACUGUGAGGAGAGGAGGCAGCAGGUUUGAGGAAAGUUGGACUCGGUUUGAAGGGUAAACCCUCACAGCUGCCAAAUCAAACUUAGAUAUAUAUUCUAUUCUAUGGCUCUUUUUCCCAAGAAAAUGUUCAUUUCCUGCACAAGGUAACACUGAGGUUGCACUAACUGCCACAUAAACUUGCCUUAAGAGACCAGUUCAAUCGGAUUUAAUAUUUUUAAAGAUGUUUUUGCCCCCGUUCAAAAAAAUAAUCGGGUUUUUCAGACAACCAGAAUCAGUUUUUUUUGUUAGCAUUUCUGCAUAAUCUUGACAAGUCCUAAAAAGGAUGAGAGUUUCUCUAAUUCUUUUUUUAGGUUUUAAAAACAAGUUGUUGGAAUUCCAAUACAUGGACUUUUUAACUAUUGCAUAACUUGUUUUAGUAAAUCAAUUAGAAAACUCCUACAGACUAAAGACCAGAAGAUUUAAAGAAAA